CAUAUAUAUAUAUAUAUAUUAUAUUAUUCACUCACCCAGCCUACAUAAUUACAACUCAAAAUACAACAAUUUUCAUUUUCUUGAUACUUGUGUUUAUAUUUACAUUACAUUACAUUUUGGAGUUUGUUAAUUUGUUGUUAUAAAAAUUAUGCAGAGCGUGAAAGCGGGAACACGGCCGCCGUGGGUGGGGUUUGCGGCGGCAGUGUGGGUUGGAAUAGCGGCGGGAAACUCUUACUGUUUCCCGCUGUAUUCACAUGCUUUGAAAUCAGUACUGGGGUUUACACAACAGCAGCUUACAGUGCUUGGUGUUGCUAAUGAUCUUGGAGAGAAUACUGGGAUUCUUCCGGGCAUUGCUUGUAAUUAUUUUCCACCCUGGGUAGUGCUUCUUGUUGGUGUGUUCAGUUCUUUUUUUGGGUAUGGUGUUAUUUGGCUUGCUAUUACUCAGACUGUUCAGAAUUUGCCGUAUUGGAUUUUAUGGAUCGCACUCGUUCUCGCAGCUAAUAGUAGCGCGUGGCUGGGAACCGCGGUGAUCGUUACUAACUUACGAAAUUUCCCACUCAGUCGGGGCACGGUUGCCGGCCUUCUAAAAGGCUACAUUGCCUUAAGUGCCGCGGUUUUCACAGAAAUCUCCAUCAUGUUGUUUAACGGGUCGGCUUCAGCAGUCGUGCUCCUGUUCACACUCGGUAUACCCGUUAUAUGUUUAGCACUAAUGUACUACGUUCGCCCAUGUACACCCGCUUUCGAGCCUGACCCGUCAGAAAACGGUCACUUUAUGUUCACCCAAGGAACAAGUCUCUUACUCGCAAUCUUCCUUUUAACAACCACGAUACUAAAGAACACGUUAAAUCUAAACAACACGACCUCCUACACCUUUAUAGCGAUCAUGGUGGUUUUCUUACUAUCACCACUUGCAGUCCCGAUCAAAAUGACCCUGUUUCCAGCCCGCAAGACGGGUAUCCAGCCCGUUGAGUCUUCAGAAGGUUUGGAUUCGAAAACCGCCCCGUUGUUAACACCAUCGUCUUCAAACACGACUCUUGCGAGUUCUAACGAGGAUGACGAUGUAUCUUAUGUGAAUAUGCUUCUCGCGCUUGGAGAAGGUGCGAUUAAAAGCAAGAAAAGAAGGCCUAGAAGAGGUGAAGAUUUUAGUUUUCGCGAAGCGGUUGUGAAAGCCGAUUUUUGGCUUCUAUGGGCCACUUACUUUUUCGGCAUCGGGUCGGGAGUCACGGUGUUGAACAAUUUGGCCCAAAUUGCAGCUUCGGUCGGGUUUGAAGAUACGUCCACAUUGAUGAGUUUAUUCAGUUUUUGCAAUUUUCUUGGCCGGUUAGGUGGUGGUGCGGUUUCUGAAUACUUUGUGAGGUUAAAUGCGACACCAAGAACAUUUUGGACGAUGGUAACGCAAGUUAUCAUGGUGUUAACAUAUCUUUUGUAUGCGUCGUCUCUAGAUGGAACGCUCUAUGCCGCAACGGCAUUACUUGGAACAUGUUACGGUCUUCAAAUCGCGAUUAUGAUAUCGACAACUUCCGAGCUUUUUGGAUUGAAGAACUUUGGGAUAUUUUUUAAUUUUAUGCAGCUGGGAAAUCCUCUUGGUGCGGUAUUUCUUUCUGGUAUGCUCGCGGGUUACAUUUAUGACACAGAAGCGGCUAAACAAGGUGGGACUACGUGCGUGGGUCCCGCUUGUUUUCGGCUCACCUUUCUUGUUCUUGCUUGUGUAUGUGGUUUAGGGACCAUUUUGAGCUUGAUUUUGACCCUUAGAAUUCGGCCCGUUUAUCAAAUGCUUUAUGCUGGUGGUUCGUUUCGUUUGCCUCAAAGCUCGGUCCAUUGAUUUGAUGAUGAUGACGAUGAGUGAACAAACGGCUAUACGAAGACGACGACGACGGGUGUAUACGUUUGUUAUACAUGUGUAUAAUACAUGUUCAUUGUGAGAUCUAUGUGUUUUGAGAGCUUAUGAACACUUGUUAUGUAAAAAUUGAUCUUUUUGCCGUGAUUCUUUGUAUGAACACGUUUAAUUAUUAAUCCAUAAUAUAUUAGUGGUGCUAAA
This is a messenger RNA of Helianthus annuus (common sunflower), 2038 nucleotides long. Its product is annotated as protein NUCLEAR FUSION DEFECTIVE 4. Lineage: Eukaryota; Viridiplantae; Streptophyta; Magnoliopsida; Asterales; Asteraceae. The transcript has 3 exons. The coding region runs from base 149 to 1822 and encodes 557 amino acids. The record is from RefSeq and is a predicted model, not a curated record. Gene Ontology annotation, cellular component: membrane.